AUGCGGCCCGCGGACCGCGCCGCCGCCCGCCGGGACGUCGCCGCCCUCCAGCGCGAGCACGUGCGCGCGCACCUGCGGGCCCGCCGGAAGUUGCUGGAGGUCGCGAGCCUGCUGGACGAGCUCCAGAGCGAGGUGGACGCCUCGGCCGAGGGCGUGCUGGGGCCCGGCCGCCGCGCGGGCGGCGAGGCGGAGGAGCGGGUGCUGAGGCUGUGCGAGAAGGCGGAGCGGAAGGCCGCCGAGGCCGCGCUGAUGGGGCGGAGGAUCGUGGAGCUGCACCGGCAGAUCGACAGCUGCGGCUGCGGCUGCGCCUGACGGACGCGGGGGCGGAGACUUGAGGUCAGACUUCUGCAAGAGAGAAGACCCUGCUUGGCUGCAGCUGCUGAAGCAAGAGCCCAGACCGGUCAAGGAUGCAGAUGCUGCUGCUUUGGAUCAGAUUGAGAAGCCCCGGGGGCUGUUGGGCAUGGAGAUGGAUGGCAUCCGCAUUUUGGGAUUCUGCAGUCUCUCGUAUCAGAGGAGGAGAGCUGUGGUUUUUUUCUUUUCUUUUCUUUUUUUCUGUUUGCUUGUUUUUUGGUUUUUUGGUUUUUGCUUUUUUGUUUUUUCAGAAAUGUAAUUUUCUGUGGCAUGUUAACUGGUGCACAUCAUGUAACCUGUCUGGUGAGUAACCUAGAAUAGGGGAUGAAUUCUAGGUACUGUGUGUAUUGGCUGACUUCAGGGUAAACCAUUUUGAUAUAAUCAUGCAUUUUAGGAGCUUCUCUGCCACAACUGCAUGUGACAUCUACGUGACCUGGAGGGCUUGGGUAGAAGAGCAUGGAGCUACCAAUGGUGGGCCCCAAAUUGAUAGCAGGUAGCAUCUUCCAGGCUUAGGUGGUACCCAGCUUGGGUCCUCAGAGCACACCCCAAAGGGGUUGAGAGCAGAGCUCUAGCUUCUUACUAUAAAGUUCAUUUGCCUAGAAAAGAAGCGCUGAAAGCCAGUUUUUAGAACCUUUGUGCAAAUAACCAAAGCCAUUGACUUGGCCAGGAAAAGGUGAGAUAAAUAAAUCGUUUUCAGAAUGAAA
Molecule: messenger RNA, 1055 nt
Organism: Canis lupus familiaris (dog)
Lineage: Eukaryota; Metazoa; Chordata; Mammalia; Carnivora; Canidae
Product: putative MORF4 family-associated protein 1-like protein UPP
Exons: 3
Coding region: 1-312 (103 amino acids)
Source: RefSeq, a predicted model, not a curated record